Messenger RNA from Pelecanus crispus (Dalmatian pelican), 359 nucleotides. Lineage: Eukaryota; Metazoa; Chordata; Aves; Pelecaniformes; Pelecanidae. The record is from RefSeq and is a predicted model, not a curated record.
UGCCUGACCCUGAGCUAAAUGAAGAAAUUAUCCGGGUCAUUGCUCUUCAGCUUGCUGAGAUUGGAGACCAGUUGGAUAAAGAAAUCAAAGCAAGAGUAGUAAAUGAUCUAGUGCGGCACUUUCUGAAUGAGAAUCUGUCUGGAGAGGAGAUAACCCGGCACAUGUCAGAGGCGGUGGAAGGGCUUGCACGAGCCAUCCCCUCAGGCAUGGAGCAGGAGAAGGCCAUGUUGGUGCUAGCGAUGGUCUUAACUAAAAAAAUCGUGAAUACAAUGCCGUCCCUUCUACAGCGUGUCUUCAGCACCACUGUGAACUACAUCAGCCAGCAGCUCCACAACUACAUUGUCAGAAUGCUGCGUUGA